GAUGUGCCGAACAUCGACGAUGUCAAUGGAAGGUCAGAUGUUCGUUACGACAUCAGCGAGUGCCACACGGGCAAGUCAGGAGGUGGCCUUAUUCGGGAGGCCUUCGCUUACGUGGAGCCAGGCAUUUGCAAUGCCAGCUCAUCGAACAGCAUUCUUCCUCGACCGAAAGUCGACCUCCCUUGCGAUGAGCCAUGUGAUGAAGAUCAUUACCUCAAGGUGACAGCUGUCUACAAGCAAGGAAAGCUUCGUUCAGCUCACGGGGAGUUGGAUGUCAUUUGCACCCGAUGUCCGAGAGGGCGCUUCUCUCUGGGCGGAGGUCGCUAUGUGGAUGGUUCGAAGGGUGACUGGGCCAGGUCUUGGCCGGAAGGGCUUUCGACGUCGUGCCUUUACCGCGAAGCCGAUUCUCGCUGGACGGUGGGAGGAGGAGCUCGUUUGGCUUGUGUUCUACACCUGCAACAAGAUGGCCAAGCCGAAGCGCUGUCGGCAGAGACCAGGUCUGGCACCUGGAACCGCAACUUGCCCGACGUUACCUUGGAGGUGCCCUUUCGCAUCACCAACGGAUUGGCCUGUGACUCACUGAGCUGGGGUGGAGACAGCUCGCUCAUCGGUGCCGCAGUUCUGGUUCUACGAGGCACGUGCCCUUUCUCCACCAAAACGCAGCACCUGGCAGCAGCGGGUGCCAAGGCGGUGAUCGUGUACAACAACCUCUACAACAGGCCGCACUUCAUCCCAGCAGCUGCACCAAACAGCACCGCAGCCACAAUCCCGAUCUUCAUGGUCACCAGGGAGGAUGGUGAGCGGAUGGUGACUGCAGCGGAAGAUGCGGCUGCAGAGGGCGAGUCGCUGCAGUUCCGAAUACCGAGCACUCGGUGCAGCGUUGACAGGCGGGAAGCUGCGCCGACAACGAAUCACAGUGGUCAGAGCUCUGGAAGUUCAGACUCCUGGGAGGCUUCCGAGAAAGGUUGUGCGCUUUGGGCUGCUGACCCUGCGGGCAGCUUCCUGUACUCUGGGGACAACCGGCGCUUCCACUGGGUGUUCUCGUACCUCACGUAUUCAGUGCGCUUCGUCCGCGAUGGCUACAUUCGCUUCCGCUAUGCCGUUGAUGCAGAAGAGAUGCUUGUCUUGAAUUGUGUGGAAAGGGGCUAUGAUGGCCUCAUCUUCGAGAUGGACGGCGAACCCGCCGGAUCCUUUGCGAAUGUCUGGUGGUUUGGAAUGGAUCUGUCCGGUCUCAAGUUGCUCCUUGGCAAGAUGUGCGAUAUCCUGUACGUCCCAUGCCGACUUUUCGUGUCGCAGCUGCUCCGUGCCUCGACUGCACAGUUCCUGUCGGAAAGGUAUGCGGAGGUGUGGGGCUCGGGAAGCUCGGGUGCCAGCAGAGAAAGAGAAGAGUUUGUUGUCGUGCAGUUCUGGCCAGGCAUGGCCAUUGACGUUUUGCUUGCGAUCAGUGUUAAUAGGAUCGUCUACCGUGCGUGGAAUGGUACUGCGCAGCCGUCCGACUCCAUUUUUUGCCGUGGUAACAAGACUAUGGUGCAUGCUCUCUGGCGGCAGCCCAAAACCUGCCAGACUACAUCUACUGCAGACGAAUUGGCUGGCAUAACAGUCAACAACAGGGUCCGUGGCUGCCCAGCCUGCCAGCCGUUUCAAUGGCGGCCCCGGGGUGGCAGUUGCGAGAAUCGUCCUGCACGAGCUUGCCCAGUGCCAAAGUUUGCGCUGCCAAUUCUGAAAGUGAACCGAUGGGAGGUGUUCCCAGCAAACUUUACAUCUUGGAUAUGGGGUCGUCCAUCCGUCGAGGACCAAUCGCACUCCUGGCAGCUCGCCCCUGACGGCUCAGCCGUGGAGGUUGGAACGGCCUUCCUUGGAGGCGGCGGUGCAGAAGCGGAGGCGCUUCUGUCAGCCAGAGCAGAUCAAGCCAUUCUCGGGCUAGAUGUGUCCUUGGCCAGCCCCGGUGCGCUGAAAUUUACGUUGGAGGAGAAGCCUGCUGGAGCUUGGUCCUCAGCAGGAGCUCUUUAUGUGGACCACGAACCUCGACAGCCACAAGAAGUUUCUGUCAAGGGAGGACGGCUGCAGUUCAAGUUGCGCAUGGAACCUGGAUGGCACUGGGUGACGUGGGUGUGGCGCUACACUGGUCCAAAGCUGGAGGAGCAGGCGGCCGAUGCCAGCCAGCAGCAGGAGGGAAGUGGCCUCCGGCUGCUCGAAGUCUCCGUGACCAAUGCCUUAGGCGCCAGCCAGUCUGGGCCCUGCCGGAGCUGUCCGCCGGGCCGCGGCCUGGUGAACACCACCGAGUGCCGGGCGUGCCCGCCUGGUUGGAGCACAGCCAUGGACGGCGGCGAGCCAGUCCAUGAAGGCUGCAGCCGGUGUCCGGCCGGCCGUGCGAGCAGCGGUGACCGCGGUACCGGUUCGCCCAGCUGCAAACCAUGCGGCCGUGGAACCUUCAGCGACUCAGGCGCCAGCUUCUGCAAGCCGCUGGCAACGUUGGGUGGUGAAGGGAGGCUGCAGUGGAGUACGGAGGCGAUCCUGGCUGCCUGGCCGAACUCCUCGCAGACGGCAAGUGGCCUCAGAGGUGUUCAGGUGGAGGAUCGGACCUACUACGUGAGCCUGCUAGAGCCGAAGCGUUUCCCAGGGAUUUCACUGCCGUUUACGAAUGCGGCAGCUUUUGUUUGGGAAGUUUUACCACCCAGAAUCAACAACGAUGGUGAUGCAUGUGAGUCCAGUGCCUCGUCUCUGUCGUCUCUGCGACCCUUUGCCGAGACGUUGGAGCAAGUAGUUCCAAACGAGGGAAUGCCUGCGGGCCUCUGGCUGAACUUCGCCGGCAACUGCGAGAAGAUGGGAGAGGUGACAAAGCGGGAACUACACAUACUGCUGAGUUGUCGUCCAGACGCACGACGUGACAACCUGGACAUCAAGCUUCUCAGUGCGAUGCGCCCACCGUCUCCAGGUGGCUGUGAGGACCUGGCGUUGGAAUGGUCAACGCCGGCGGCUUGUCCUCUCUGCCAAGAAGGUGACUGGGAGAUGACCGUGCCAAACAAGUGCGAUCCCGUGAAAGGUCAGCGUGUCACCCAUGUGGCACCCAGCGGCUGCAGAGGCGGCGUCCCCAAACCGCCGGAUUCCUGGCGGCCCUGUCCCGGGGUGAUCAACAUCCUCGCGUUUGUCAUCAUCGGGGCGUUAGUUGGGUGCAUUCUCUGUUGCCUCAGCUGCUAUGUCCUCAUCCUCCGUAGGCGCUAUGCCCGGUACAUGGUAUUGGAGGAGUCACAGGUGAACGGAGUUGCUCCGUCCAGCAUCGGAGUUCCUGACAGCCCCCACCCCGACUUGAAGUGA
Messenger RNA from Symbiodinium sp. CCMP2456, 3312 nucleotides. NCBI's taxonomy places the organism in Eukaryota, Dinophyceae, Suessiales, Symbiodiniaceae. The record is from the annotation of a GenBank genome assembly.